CCAGGGCCAUUGGCUGCAUUUCUUCUGAUUGGCUGGACACCCUAAUGUUGUCCAGAUGCAUGUUUAUAUAAGGCAUGAUGCUGCUGGAGUCUUAACAUAAAACACAUUUAGCUCUGCCAGGGAAGCUUUUCUUUGUUUGCUAAGGAAAUCAUAGAAUUCAGAAAUCAUGUGCAGAGGAUUGACUAUAGCGCCAACAAACUGCUUGGAAAGAGCCAAGGAACUGAAGACUCGUUUAAACAUUUUGCUGCAAAAAUCAGAUGUAAUAACUGACCUGAAAAAUUCCACCAAGGCAGAAAAGGUUGAAAAACCAAGGUCUCCCUGUGAAGAUACAACUCAGUGGACAGAGCCCUUGGAAAGUGUGCUGUCCUGUAAAAAGGGAUUUGCAGCCUUCCAGAACUUUUUAAGAUUGGAGUUUAGUGAAGAAAACAUUGAAUUCUGGUUGGCAUGUGAGAAUUUCAGAAAAAGCAAGUCCUCUGGAAAACUGGAAAAGAAGGCCUGGAUGAUUUAUGAGGAGUUUAUCAAGAAUGAUGCUGCCAAAGAGGUCAACCUUGAUCAUGAAACUAAAGAGAUUACCAGGAAAAACCUUCAACAAGUUACACACACUUGCUUUGAUUUGGCCCAAAAGAAAAUCUACAACUUAAUGGAGAGUGACUCGUAUUCACGAUUCCUGAAGUCGGCACUUUUUCAGGAACUGUUGGCAAAACACUGUGGUGGCAAUGACACUAGUGGACGUGGCUCCUGUCAAAAGUCACAGACUUGAUACACAGGCAUCCGUGUGCCUAUUCUCUGAGGAAAGAAAGAAAUCGUAACAGCUAUGGGAAACAUUGGCACCUAAGAAAUCAGGGUACCAGGGGAGGGGAACUUUCCAAAGUUGUGAAAAUGUAAAAUUUGUAAGACAUUCUUUCUUUCAUCAUGUGGCUAGUGAGUUUUACUUGUGAUGCAGAGGACAUCUUUCUACUGUUGUUAGCCAAGUCUGCAGUUUUGUUAACAGCUCAAAUCUGUGAAUAAAGAAUAUGGCAAGUAGUAUGAGAAAUGAAACUGGAUUAGUUACAGACUACUAACGUGUUUGUUGGAUUAAAAAGUGCUUCGUAUCCUAGUUGGAAGCCUUGCUAGUAUCUCUCCUGGCUAGACUAUUCCAAUACCCUCCCUUUUGGGGCAGUGAUGGUAACUUAGAACAAAUCCUCUGGGUAGGAGUAACAGUUAUAGAUGAAAACAAUAGUGUAAGUUGUUAGAUAGGAGCAGUGCAAUAAACUUGUUGGCUGUACAUUAAGUUCAGCUUAUAAUAUGUAUAGUACGAAGUGAAUAAAAGUAGUAGAGGGCAACUAAAUGUAGAUUUAUGUAAUAGGACUGUGUGCAUUUGGAUAUUACUGCAGUGUGGCACAGAAUGUUUUCAUAUGUAGACAGUUUAGACUCUUUCAGAGUUUGCUUACUGUGGCAUUUAGAGCUGAUAUACAGAAAGGGCAGUGCAAAACAAACAGGAAGAACACAGUCUCAUUAAUUAUAAUACUCAUGCACUAGAAAAGCUUUUGUGUGUAUUACUGUACGCUGAUAAAAUCAGCUUCACCCUAA
Protopterus annectens (West African lungfish) is the source of this 1569-nucleotide messenger RNA. RefSeq names its product regulator of G-protein signaling 5-like. The transcript is spliced from 5 exons. The record is from RefSeq and is a predicted model, not a curated record. NCBI's taxonomy places the organism in Eukaryota, Metazoa, Chordata, Ceratodontiformes, Protopteridae. The coding region runs from base 167 to 760 and encodes 197 amino acids.